This is a messenger RNA of Brassica oleracea var. oleracea, 2042 nucleotides long. RefSeq names its product kinectin. Gene Ontology annotation, biological process: asymmetric cell division. The coding region runs from base 319 to 1995 and encodes 558 amino acids. NCBI's taxonomy places the organism in Eukaryota, Viridiplantae, Streptophyta, Magnoliopsida, Brassicales, Brassicaceae. The transcript has 3 exons. The record is from RefSeq and is a predicted model, not a curated record.
UCUUUGUGUUUGGCAGAUUCCAUUGAACUAACUUCCGACAAAGAUCCUCUCUUAUCCUUUCUUCAGCUCCUCCAUUGGUUUAGCUACAAGAGCAAAGGUCUCUCCUUUACUUGUUCUAACAAAGCUCCUCCCCUUAGUCAGCUUAUCUCUGACGGAGAAAUCAAAAUGGGUUUCUUAAGUAUUUGCAUUAGUUCUUGAGUUUUUUAUACAAAGGUCCGAGCUUUCGAUUUAGUUCAUUGGAUUGGUGUGCUUAUGGAAGAUGUUUAUUGCGCUGUGAAUUGGAAUGAAGAAAGAGAGAUUCUUUGAGAGAGGAAGAAAAUGGAUUUGUGGUUAAUCGCAGCUACAGCUGCUACAGGUUAUAUAGCUAAGCAGCUGCAGAAUGUUACCAAAGGUAAAGGUAACUUUCUCGAGUCUUCUUCUUCCGAAGAGACUGUGAAGAAGCAAGAAUCUCCUUGUAGAUCCCUGCUUAGCAGAUUGGCGAAGAAACCGAACGAAAACAAGUUUGGGGAUGAAGAAGUACCAUCAACGAGCGGGGAAGGUUCAGGAAACUAUGAAGAUGUUGUUCAUUCAGAUUCUUCUGUGUUUGGUUUACUGCCUGAGUUCCUGGAGACUGGGCAUGGAUAUUGGAAAGCCAGUGGUGAGACGGAGUUGAGUUCUUCCUUUAGGCAGAGAAGGUUCGUUAGAAGGAACCAGCGGUACAGACGGUUAACUAAACCUUUGAGUUGUAUGGAAAGCUGCUUAAUGUCUCGGUUCCAUGGAGAACUGAUGACGAUGGAGGAUUACUUGACUAGCCCAUUUCCAUCUCCACGAGGUUCAGUUUCGAGGCCAUUGCUUGUGACUGAUGGGGAUCGAGUUAUUAGCAAGGGAACUGCAGAUUCUUUGUGGCUGAGCCAACAACAACAACUGACUCUCAAUGAAGAUGAGGCUGCACAUAGAAAUGAGAAGAGCAGCAAGAGUAUAAAACAUGGACUAAGUGAUGCAAUGGUGCUGCUACAAGUAGGGGUCUCGAUUGGUCUAAUCGCAUCGUUCAUGGCAAGGCAAGCCGAAGUGAGCAAAGUCAAACAAGAGCUGAAGAAGACAGAGAAUGUGGUUCAUGAUGUAGAAGAUGAGCUCGAGAUGAAAGACUCGUUGAUUGUAAAGGAGGUAGAUACUGAAAAGGCAGCUGAGAAUUCAGAGUCUAUAAGUAAUAUUGAAGCAGAGCUUGAAGCUGAACUUGAAAGGCUAGAAAUCAACAUGGUUGAGAUGGAGCAGGAUUUGGAGGUAGAAUUUGCACAAGGCGAACUGAUAGCUGACCGGGUUAGAGGGAAGCGUGAGUCCAACCAAGAUCCAAGUGGUAACUCCACACCAGAGUCAGGAAACUAUGCUGUCUCACCUCGCGAGUUGAGCUUACGGUUGCAUAAAGUUAUCAACUCACGUCUUGAGAAGCGGAUAACAGAGCUCGAGACUGCACUCCAAGAGAGCCAAAGGAAGGUGGAACAGCUGGUCAUGGAAUCAGAAAGCAAGAAGAGUUCAUGGUCAAGAGUAUGGGAAGCCCGUGAAGUGAUGACAAAUAAGAGUGACUCGAUUGCUAUAGAGCACACCAAGACUAAUAAUAAUCAUGCUGAGAUGCAACCUUUGGUUAUGAACUUAACAGGUGAAGCACUUGAUGCAUUCAACGAGUCUUACGAUGAGUUGAUGAACAUAAACGAUGACUCUGAAGAUGAUGAUGAGUCACCACUGGAGGAGAUGCACGAGAGCGAGCUUAUUCACCAUGAAGAUUUCUCGUCGACCUCACCUUGGAGCCAUCAUCAGGGGGACGAUUCCAAGGCUCAGGAGCAGGAGCUGCUAGAUUUUAUUGGUUUGGAAGAACAAGAUGAAGAGAUUAGUGACUUUGAGAGUGAAAUGGAGAAGCAACUGAUAAAGCAGAUUGUUGAGAAAACAAAACAAGGUUCUCCUGUUGUGUUGAAUGCUCAGAAGAUGCUGUUUCUCAUGGAAGAAUCAGAACAAAAGUUUUAAAAUUAGACCACAUUUAGAUUCAGUCUGAUAUAUAAAAUUUUCAAGUC